AAAACAACAUUCCUUUCGCCUCUGACCUCACCCUACACCUACAGCACAGAUUCAAUUCAAAUCGCAAGGUUAGUAAAGUGCCACUUUCAUAAAACGCAGACAAUACCCCUUAAAUGGAAAUCCCAUCACCGACAUAUACACGCGCAAACCGCUAGAUCCCCUCGUUCUUCACCGGAAACCAGAUUCCGAUUAGAUCUGGUUUUCGAUUAUACUUGCAUUGAAAUGCUCAUUGAUUUCGCUUCGUGAAUCACUGAAAAAUGGCCAUCUCUAGUCCUAUUACUCCUGGUCAGGUUUCAUUUUUUAUUGGGAUUGUACCUGUGAUUGCUGCCUCGAUAUAUUCAGAGUUCUUGGAGUAUAAGAAAAAUGCUGCCGCAUCCAAAGCUAGGCAUUCUGAUAUUAGGUUGGCUGAAGUGGGAAAUGACACUGUUAAGGAAGAUGACAAAGCUGUUUUACUUGAAGGGGGAGGUCUUCAGUCUGCUUCUCCUAAAGCUAAGAGUUCCCCUGCUUCAUCUCCUAUUUUUAGGUUCCUUCUUAUGGACGAGCAAUUCUUGAUUGAUAACCGGUUGACGUUGAGAGCUAUAUCUGAAUUUGGUGCCCUUCUGGGGUAUUUUUAUCUAUGUGACCGAACAGAUUUCUUUAAUUCCUCAAAGAAGAAUUUUAAUAGGGAUCUUUUCUGGUUUCUCUACUCCCUUCUCAUUAUAGUUUCUGCGGUAACUUCUUUCAAGAUACAUCAUGAUAAGUCGCCAUUCUCAGGGAAACCUAUACUUUAUUUGAAUAGGCAUCAAACUGAAGAGUGGAAAGGCUGGAUGCAGGUAUUGUUUUUGAUGUACCAUUACUUUGCUGCAACUGAAAUCUAUAAUGCAAUCCGAAUCUUUAUUGCUGCUUAUGUGUGGAUGACUGGAUUUGGGAACUUCUCAUAUUAUUACAUACGCAAAGAUUUCAGUCUUGCUAGGUUUGCUCAGAUGAUGUGGCGGCUUAAUUUCUUGGUGUUAUUUUGCUGCAUCGUGCUUAACAACAGUUAUAUGCUAUAUUACAUUUGCCCCAUGCACACUCUUUUCACUCUUAUGGUCUAUGGGGCGCUUGGUAUUUUGAAUCAAUACAACGAGAUUGGAUCUGUCAUGGCUGUGAAAAUCAUCUCCUGCUUCUUGGUGGUUAUCCUAAUAUGGGAAAUUCCUGGAGUUUUUGAGCUGGUGUGGAGCCCAUUUACAUUUUUCCUUGGCUACACUGAUCCUGCAAAACCAGAUUUACCUCGGUUGCACGAAUGGCAUUUUCGCUCAGGUCUUGAUCGUUAUAUCUGGAUAAUUGGAAUGAUAUAUGCCUACUAUCAUCCAACAGUGGAAAGGUGGAUGGAGAAACUGGAGGAAACAGAAGUGAAACGCAGAAUAUCAAUCAAAACAGUUGUGGCAUUGAUAUCCCUUUCGGUGGGUUAUCUGUGGUAUGAGCAUGUAUACAAGCUGGACAAAAUUACGUACAAUAAAUACCAUCCUUAUACCUCUUGGAUUCCAAUAACUGUGUACAUAUGUUUGAGAAAUGUCUCUCAAAACUUCCGAAGCUACACUUUGACCCUUUUUGCAUGGCUUGGAAAGAUAACGCUGGAAACAUACAUUUCGCAGUUCCAUAUCUGGUUGAGAUCAAGCAUUCCAGAUGGUCAACCUAAAUUGUUACUUUCUAUAAUCCCAUCUUCCAACUACCCAUUGUUGAACUUCAUGCUCACUACUUCCAUAUAUGUUGCAGUUUCUUACAGACUUUUUGAUUUGACAAAUACAUUGAAAGUAGCAUUUGUCCCCAGUAGGGACAAUAAGCGCCUUGCAUACAACAUAAUUACAGGAGCAGUGAUUGCAAGUGUUCUGUACUUCAUCUCCUUUAUAUUCUUAAAAAUCCCUCAGAUACUGUCCACAGGUGUGACAAUAAGGCUGCAAGCUCCUGAAUCAGUUUCCUUUGAACACAUGAGAAGAACGUUGUUCCACUUCUAGAUUUUUCACCCCAACAAAAACAUUGAAGCUACAGAAUGGAUUCAUUUCAUAGUUUUCACUGGCGAGAUAAAUGGAAAAGGAUGUGCUUAGAGUUUGUGACAUAUAUUGUAUAGGGGAAAAGUUAGUAAUUGAGAUGAUCUCCAAGGUAGGGCUAUUUGUUUUAUUGUUUUUUCAUUUAUUCACCACCACAUUAAAAUGAUUGCAAGCGAAAUAUAUCAUUCCCUGUUAAAGCA
Hevea brasiliensis (rubber tree) is the source of this 2206-nucleotide messenger RNA. RefSeq names its product protein REDUCED WALL ACETYLATION 2. The coding region runs from base 258 to 1973 and encodes 571 amino acids. Lineage: Eukaryota; Viridiplantae; Streptophyta; Magnoliopsida; Malpighiales; Euphorbiaceae. The transcript is spliced from 16 exons. Gene Ontology annotation, molecular function: acetyltransferase activity. Gene Ontology annotation, cellular component: Golgi apparatus. Gene Ontology annotation, biological process: plant-type secondary cell wall biogenesis; xylan biosynthetic process; xyloglucan metabolic process. The record is from RefSeq and is a predicted model, not a curated record.